AUGGGUUUAACAAACACUGAAAUCGUCACCAUAUGCUUCUAUUUUGUCAUCUUUGUCAUGGGUGUGAUCGGAAACGGCCUUGUAAUUUUUGUAACCAGCUACAAAAUGAAAACGACAGUCAACUCCACUUGGUUUCUCAACUUGGCGAUUGCUGACUUCAUUUUGAUGUUGUCCUUGAUUUUCAACAUCAUUUUAAAGUUCCACAAGUAUGUUUGGACAUUGGGCAACUUCAUGUGCAAAUUCACAUCCUUCAUAUCAAUGCAAAAUACAUUUGCGAGUGCUUUCUUUCUGACAGUGAUCAGUCUGGACCGAUGUAUGUGCACAUGCUUGGUCGUGUGGGCUCAGAAUAAACGGACUCUAGUCAAAGCCAGAAUAAUCUGUGUGUUUGUCUGGCUUUUAUCCAUGUGCUGCAGCAUCCCAUUUGCCAUUUUUUAUUCUGUUCAGGAACUUUAUGGAUUUAAAUUCUGUGGGCCUGUAUUGUCCAGGAAUGUCUUCACAUCUCUGAGCAUAUACGUGUUUACGAUGGGCUUUCUAAUUCCCUUCUUAAUCAUUAUAUCUUCAUACAUAGCUAUUGGUGUACGGGUGAAACACCUUAAAUCUUUCCGUAUCAUAUCUGUGAUUUUGGCAUUUUUCAUAUGUUCGUUUCCUUAUCAUGUUCUACACUUGUAUGUAAUUACUGCUUUAAAGAAUAAAUGGAGAUUGGAUGGUGCUAAAAUUCUUGUUGCGGGACUUGUCGUAACCGGCUUGUCUUAUCUGAACAGCUGUCUGAACCCCAUUCUCUAUGUGUUCAUGAGUGACGAGUUUAAGAAGAAAAUUAAAAGGUCUCUGUUGUUGGUGCUCGAGGGGGCUUUUACUGAGGAUCAUUUGAGUUCACGUUAA
Messenger RNA from Triplophysa dalaica, 879 nucleotides. RefSeq names its product C3a anaphylatoxin chemotactic receptor-like. Gene Ontology annotation, molecular function: G protein-coupled receptor activity; complement receptor activity. Gene Ontology annotation, cellular component: plasma membrane. NCBI's taxonomy places the organism in Eukaryota, Metazoa, Chordata, Actinopteri, Cypriniformes, Nemacheilidae. The transcript has a single exon. The coding region runs from base 1 to 879 and encodes 292 amino acids. Gene Ontology annotation, biological process: inflammatory response; phospholipase C-activating G protein-coupled receptor signaling pathway; complement receptor mediated signaling pathway. The record is from RefSeq and is a predicted model, not a curated record.